Molecule: messenger RNA, 1892 nt
Organism: Musa acuminata subsp. malaccensis (wild Malaysian banana)
Lineage: Eukaryota; Viridiplantae; Streptophyta; Magnoliopsida; Zingiberales; Musaceae
Gene: NPR1A
Product: BTB/POZ domain and ankyrin repeat-containing protein NPR1
Biological process (GO): defense response to fungus; defense response to bacterium; systemic acquired resistance, salicylic acid mediated signaling pathway
Cellular component (GO): cytoplasm; nucleus
Molecular function (GO): protein binding
Source: RefSeq, a predicted model, not a curated record
AAAGCGGUAUAACGGCGGGAUAUGGAAGACAACUAUCUCACUGCCGCCCCCGCGUUCUCCGUCUCCGACAACAGCCGCAGCGUCCACUUCGCCGGCGGCGCAUCGCCCGACCCCGCUGCCGAUGUGGAGGCCCUCCGCCGCUUAUCUGACAACCUUGGUGCCGCAUUCGAGUCGCCGGACUUCGAGUUGUUCGCCGACGCCCGCAUCGCUGUCGAGGACGGCGGGGCGCCGGCGCGCGAGGUCGGAGUCCACCGGUGCGUGCUGUCCGCGCGGAGCCCCUUCUUUCGGGAGGUGUUCGCGGAGCGGGAGGGGGCGCUGGCGCCGGUGAGGCUGGAGCUGUCGAAGCUGGUGAGCGGGUUCGUGGUCGGCUACGACGCCUUGGUGACGGUGCUCGGGUACCUCUACAGAGGGAGGGUGGCGCCGCUGACCAAGGAGGUGUGCAUGUGCGUGGACGAAGAGUGCCGGCACGAGGCGUGCCGGCCGGUGGUCGAUUUCAUGGUCGAACUGCUCUACGCCUCCUUCGUCUUCCAAAUCUCCGAGCUGGUCAGUCUUUUCCAGCGACACCUUCUUGAUAUUCUUGACAAGGUGUCUAUAGAUGACAUUCCGGUAAUCCUAUCUGUCGCUAACCUGUGUGAUAGCUCUUGUGCCAAAUUAUUCAACAAGUGCAUAGAGAUUGCAGUUAAGUCAGACCUGGACAUCAUUACGCUUGAGAAGACAAUGACUCCUGAUAUUGUCAAGCAAAUCAUGGAUUCACGCUUGAAUUUGGGAACAGUAGGACCUGAAAGCAUCAAUUUUUCUGAUAAACGUGUCAAGAGAAUACAUGGGGCUCUCGAUAAUGAUGAUGUUGAUUUAGUAAGAAUGCUGUUGAAGGAGGGGAAUACAACACUAGAUGAUGCAUGUGCUUUGCAUUAUGCAGUGGCAUAUUGUGAUUCAAAGGUUACAACAGAGCUAUUAGAUCUUGAACUUGCAGAUAUUAACCAUAGAAACAUCAGAGGCUAUACAGUGCUUCACAUUGCUGCAAUGCGUAAGGAACCCAAGAUCAUUGUGUCGCUGCUAACAAAAGGAGCUAGACCUUCUGAUCUAACACUAGAUGGAAGGAAAGCAGUUCAGAUCUCAAAGAGACACACCAAGUCCAUGGAGUACUUCAAGUCAACUGAAGAAGGACAAGCAUCUCCCAAGAGUCGUUUGUGCAUCGAGAUAUUAGAGCAAGCUGAAAGAAGAGACCCGCAAGUAGGAGAAGCUUCUGCUUUUCUCGCAAUAGCUGGUGAUGACUUGCGGGGAAGAUUACUAUACCUUGAGAAUCGAGUCACUCUUGCAAGAUUAUUAUUCCCCAUGGAGGCAAGGGUUGCCAUGGACAUUGCUCGAGUUGAUGGCACAUUAGAAUUUACCUUAGGGUCUACUACUAGCCAUUCUACUGGAAAUCAAAGAACAGCAGCGGAUCUAAAUGAAACACCAUUCACGAUCAAAGAAGAGCAUCUAGCACGUAUGAGAGCACUUUCCAGAACAGUGGAACUCGGGAAGCGCUUUUUUCCCCGGUGCUCAGCGGUUAUCAAUAAGAUCAUGGAUGAUGACUCGACAGAUUUUGCUUAUCUUGAGCAUGAUGCAUCAGAAGAGAAGAGGAUGAGAUUUUUGGAACUUCAGGAUGCCCUGUCGAGAGCAUUCAGCGAGGACAAGGAGGAAUUCAACAAGUCUGCUUUGUCUUCCUCAUCAUCAUCAACAUCGGUCGGCAUUGUACCAACACAAAGAUGAUACAUUGUGCUGUAUCUCCUACAUUUCCUAUGGCUUCCUUUUGCUGACUCCUGCACUGGGAACAUUUUGUUCUUGGUCCUGCUGUAAAAUGUAUUUUGGUGUGAUGGAUCUGUUCUGUUUCAAAUUUUGUCCUGGAAUGCUUC